AAAAAACUGGUUUUAAAUCAAGAACCGAGCUUAUAUUAUUGUCUGAUCUUUCUUCUUCUACUUUGUGCAGGUCCUAAGGAGUAUGCUGAGUUGUGGAAUUGCCUUGCUCAAUGGCGUGCCAUGUUUGACAGGUACGAUAGAGAUAGGAGUGGAAAGAUGAAUGCUUUAGAGCUCAGAGACGCUUUCUAUCAUCUCGGUUACAUGCUUCCAACCUCUGUUCUCCAGCUUAUUAUCUUAUCUCAGUUUGACGAUGCCACUGGCAACACUGUCGAUCUCUGUUUUGACAGAUUCCUCGAAUGUGGGAUGAUUGUGAAGAGUUUGACUGAGAAGUUCAAAGAGAAGGACCCCGGUUACACAGGCUACGCAACGCUCUCUUACGAUACUUUCAUGUCGAUGGUCAUUCCGUUCAUCGCCUCAUAUGACUAAUGGUCUUAUCUUUCUUAUCUCAGCUUCAAGUUGUACAUUUGAUAAUGGGGGUUUGUGGUUACUGAAUAGGAGAGUGAAAUCAAACUAGUGAUUAGGUUUUAGUUGUGGAAGAGAAUAAAUGAAAGUUGUAAUGAUUAUAAAUAAGAAACAAAAGUGGUUUGUGUUGUAAA
Molecule: messenger RNA, 596 nt
Organism: Raphanus sativus (radish)
Lineage: Eukaryota; Viridiplantae; Streptophyta; Magnoliopsida; Brassicales; Brassicaceae
Product: probable calcium-binding protein CML48
Exons: 4
Molecular function (GO): calcium ion binding
Source: RefSeq, a predicted model, not a curated record